AUGACUGGGAGUUCGUCUGAAUCGAUCUCACGACCAAAACCGGAGAAGAAGAGUGUUCAUCCUUUUCAUCGAUAUGGCGACAUCCAAUUGAUUUCCAAAGAUGGAAUAAUCCUCAUGGCAGAUUCCAGACGACUUUCAAAUCUCAGCUCGCGCAUGAGGGUGGAAGUCAGCAGAGCUCUUAAGAAGGAGAAGGAAGUUGACAUGAGAAGAUGGUCAUCCCAAACAACCAGUCUUUUCCUCGAUGUGAUCGACGUAUCAAAACCCAAAGAACCUAUAGUUGAUUUACCGGAAUUAUUCGAAUUAACCAGCAUUUAUGCUCAAUAUGUAUCACCUGUUGAUGACGAUUUCCUUGAAUCACUCGCCGAACGGAUGCUUGACCUAGCUCAGACCGACAACCUUCAAUGGUCGCUGCUUUUAUUCGCUGAUGAGGUCUUACCAGAGGAUCAAGGUGUACGACUGGCAAAGUUGACUCUACUGGCUAUGACUAAGGAAGCAUUUUUACACCCAGUGCUCUAUGAUUUCGAUAAGAAGGAGUUCGAGAAGGUCAUCUUCUGGGAAGCAGUCGGCCGUUUACAUUAUCCUUGGAAAGGGCAGUUACUGCGACUCACUCUUAUCGUACCCUAUGACCGAACAGGUGAUUCGAACGAGAUUAAAGUAACGACGAAUUGGGAGCAAGUGGCAAACGAGUUUGAUCCUGAGUGA
Molecule: messenger RNA, 702 nt
Organism: Kwoniella mangroviensis CBS 8507
Lineage: Eukaryota; Fungi; Basidiomycota; Tremellomycetes; Tremellales; Cryptococcaceae
Exons: 2
Coding region: 1-702 (233 amino acids)
Source: RefSeq, a predicted model, not a curated record